AUGUCGACCUCUUCCCCCGAGGACCAACAGCGGCUACCGGCCAGAACUGUCUGGUCUUCGCUGGUCGACAUGCGCUUCGAUGAACAGCGCGAUCUAGCAGAGACGGGCGCGCACGCGAUCACUUUACAGGAAGCCGAUGUCGAAUUGCAGGUCAUGCAGGAGUCCUUGUUGCUAGCGCGGAGGCGCAGGAACUCCAUGGCUAGCGUUCUACGGUUCCCUGAAGAGCUCCUUUGUCGGAUCUUCGGAUACCUUCAAGCUUCUUGGGAACCGGCACGAUGGAGAAUGUAUCAGGAAGAUGUUGAAGACUGGGAGGCUCGUAGUAGUGCGCUCACUCGCUACACGUCUGGAUGGAUGGCGGUCACACAUGUGUGCUCUACAUGGAGACAGACGUCUAUCAACGAUCCGGCACUUUGGUGCGCUGUCGACUGCCGACACGUUCAUCCAAGGAGUCUCGACACGAUUCUUGCUCGCGCCAAAGGACGGAUGCUUGACAUUACUUCGUCUCUUUAUGCCGACCCUUUUGAAAGUCGCAAUCGCGGCGCCGAGGUCUCGCUGAACGCCGCUACGUGUGCGCGCAUCGAGAAGCUUGACCUCUCCGUUAUUGGUUGGGAGUCAGAGAAUGAGGAUAUAGUGGCUCCCUUAUCCUCUGAACUUCCGAACCUCUUAGAGCUCAAGCUGUCAUUCCUGUCGGACGAACUUCCACCAGGCAACGUCUUGACAACAACGUACCCGCCUAAGCUCAUGCUGCUGGACGUCACUGACUAUCCGCCACCUCCGGAUUCAACCUUACUCUCUCAUACCUUAACGUCGCUCAAACUACGCUAUUCGUCAGCGGCCACAUAUACUCUAACGAUAACACACCUCUCACAAAUCCUAUCAGUACUACCCAAUCUUCAAACUUGUGGUUUGGAGAAUGUGCUAUGUGUAGGAUUGGAGGAUGAGGCACUCCAGCCGUUCUCGGUGCCCUCAUCUCUGCGCGUGCUUACCGUGGUUUCUUCAGCCAACGACGCGAUGGAAGUUCUCACUGGUCAUGCCGUGAUACCGUCUUCCGCCUCCGUCAUGAUCGAUCUCCACACUUGUGUAUCUCCAGACGCAGGCCUUCUGGUCGCGCGGAACCUGUUCGACGAAGCCAACUUAGACCAAACUCGAGCGCAAGAACUGAUUCUGAAGGACCGCUGUGUGCGCUUGUGCCCCUGGUAUCUGGACGGCUCCCAGGUCUGGGUCGGAUCGGACCUUCGCAGCCCAGAUUUCACCAUUGACACCGUAAACCCCAUCGGCUACCGCGUACUGCGAAUCACAGACAUCCCAAGUACCGGGUUCGAAGAAGUAGAAGAAACAGAUACCGUCGAGGAUAUCAGGCUCUAUCUACGAUAUCUCCCGCUGCAAUCAGUCACCGCCAUCGCAUUCGACAUCUUCCAUCGUAUUGGCACGGCCGACUCUUGGAUCGCAAACUUCUCUUCCGCGCGCAACGUCAUGCACAUCUACUGUAUGGUGGCAGACCGUGUCUCGGAUGAUUUCAUCGGGCUUUGCGCUGCUUUGGACAGCUUCGAUGGCCAAGAAUUCGCGCUUUUUCCUCGCUUGAAGACGAUCACGAUCAGCUUUGAAGGGCAGCCAUCCCUGUGCGAGCGUUCGCACCCGCACUUUGCCAUAGUUGCGCUCACGAGCGUCCUUAAAAGCAGGCGUCUCAACAAUGCACCCAUGCAAGAAGUGCAUGUGGAGAGAUUUCUCGAGUCUUUGUUGGAAGAGGAGUGGGAUGAGAUCCGCACGUUGGUUGAGUUGUCGUCUGUCCGUCAGGUUUAG
Molecule: messenger RNA, 1800 nt
Organism: Peniophora sp. CBMAI 1063
Lineage: Eukaryota; Fungi; Basidiomycota; Agaricomycetes; Russulales; Peniophoraceae
Source: the annotation of a GenBank genome assembly